Molecule: messenger RNA, 1087 nt
Organism: Orussus abietinus
Lineage: Eukaryota; Metazoa; Arthropoda; Insecta; Hymenoptera; Orussidae
Product: three prime repair exonuclease 2
Exons: 4
Coding region: 131-820 (229 amino acids)
Biological process (GO): DNA catabolic process
Cellular component (GO): cytoplasm
Molecular function (GO): 3'-5'-DNA exonuclease activity; nucleic acid binding
Source: RefSeq, a predicted model, not a curated record
CGGUCGUAUUCAAAUAUGCUCGUUCGAAUAUGUCAAACCGUUUUGUCAUUAAUCCGUUGGAAGCGUGGUAUCAAGAAAUCCUGUGCCUUUGAAACGGUAUCAUUAUAAUUGUACUUGAAAACUCAAAGGGAUGGAAAUGAACGUCGCCGGAGUAAAAAUGGAGGAAGACAAUGUCACCAUGAUUCAAAGCUUUAUAUUUUUUGGUGUCGAGACAACGAGUUUACCUAAGGGAUUAAGUCUACCCAAACUAACUGAAAUAGCUCUCCUUGCUGUUUCUCGAAUGUCUUUGUGCCAAAGCAAGGGGGUGCCACCAGAAUUUACGCAGGAACUCGUAAUACCAGUUAAUCCAAGUGUUAAGAUCCCUGCUAUGGUUUCGCUUUUAACAGGUCUAUUUAACAAUGAAUUAGAGGGUGUACCACCCUUCAAUGAUAACACUUACACGCUAUUAAUGAAAUUCAUUAACAGUCUUGUACCUCCUGUUUGUUUCGUUGCUCAUAAUGGCAGUCAAAUUCAGUAUCCAAUUCUUUUGCAUGAGGCAGAAAGUAUUGGAAAGACACUGCCUGAAGACAUUUUAGCGAUCGAUACUCUUAAUGUAUUUAAACACUAUUUUGAUAAAAAUUCUGCAGCGAGUGGUUCAUCUCUGUACAUGGAUUUUGCCAGUGCUGCUUUAGAAUCGACAGACUCCGCAUCAGACAAGCAGCAUACAGCAGAAGGAGACUGUCUAAGAAUCAUAAAGUGCCUUAGUCAAUUUGCAGAUAUUUUUGUAGCUUGGGCUGAUAGGAACGCGGUUCCAAUCACAAUGUUCAGAAAGAAGGAUUAGUAUCUCGAGGAUUCGAAUAAGAAAUACUUUACUAAGUCAGGUUUUUACAAGUGAGCAUUCUUAUUAGUACAAAAAUGUUAAAGGUAUAUACUGUAUUUCUAGCUUCUACCUCAACUAGUCAUCCUAGCUAAACAGCCUGAUUUAGUCAUUGUAUGAAUAGAAUAUUGAUAUAGAAAUGAAUGAAUGCAAUUACUCAUGUACAGUAGUUAGUGUAACAAAAUGCAUAACAUAAUUUCACAAUUCAAUAAAAUACAUUAAGAAAUUAAA